Aspergillus mulundensis is the source of this 996-nucleotide messenger RNA. RefSeq lists its product as uncharacterized. Lineage: Eukaryota; Fungi; Ascomycota; Eurotiomycetes; Eurotiales; Aspergillaceae. The coding region runs from base 1 to 996 and encodes 331 amino acids. The transcript has 2 exons. The record is from RefSeq and is a predicted model, not a curated record.
AUGUAUCAAUCAUUCAUUCACCAAAGCCCUCUAAAAGAAGGCCGGCGGAUCCUCAGCGAGAAGAACGCCAACGCGUGUCUCUCGCCCGCACGCUCACCCACCAAACAAGCGCUCCUCCACGCUCCGUCUCCGUCCCCGAAGAAACUCCUGCCUUCACCUUUAUUCGCCCCCUCGUUCAUUGCUCAGAAACGCUCUAUUGGUCAGGUGCAUGAGGAGGAUGCGAGUUCUUUGCCAGUGCCUGGCCAUGGCCAGCGCGUCGAUCAUGGCCCCGACGCGAUGAACAUAGAUGUCCCCGAACAAACAACGCAGCCAGCCAAAUCCACAUCAGAGGAACAAGUAGACCCAGCAAUAACAUUACCGCGAGCCGUCCCAUCAGACCCCGAAACGCGAAAACAAUUCAUACAAGAGAAAGCAAUCCUGCUCCGCAGCAGACUGCAAAACGCCAUGCGACGCGUCCGAGAUCACCAAAUCGACCGUCGCGUAUCAGAGCUCGAAGAACACAGUCGGAAAUACCCUCGCCUUUCAGCAUCAGUCACCAGCAAACCUUCCGAUACCGGAGUUGGGUUGCAACAACAUUUAGAGCAGAAGUACGGGCCAGAUGGAAAUGAGGACGAUGACGAGCCAAUGCUAUCGACGCCGCGAGCACGGAUGCCAAGGGAUGAGCAGGAGCAAAGGGAGAUCAUCCACAUAAGCGAUGAAGACGACGAGACGACACCUACCCAGAAGAACCAGCACAUAGCGACAAACGUGGACACGGCGCCGUCGUUGCAGAUGGUUUUGAGCAGCCCUACAUACAACUCAACCACGCAAACCGGCCGAUUCGAUGAUGAUCGGCCAGUUGCGCGGGAAGCCACUAUCGCGACGUCGCCUUCUUCGUCGGUGCGAGGUGAGCGUCGCGGGGAUGGUGAUGCGGUAGACGGGUUAUUAAAGCUGAUGUCGACGCCGACCGCGGGCUCGAGCCAAGCGCAGCCGCGGGCUACGGGCGCGAGCGCAUGA